ACUGGAGUUUGGUUCUCGAGGUGGCGGCAGCGGUGGCUGCGGCUCCGGCGGCUCCUCCUCCUCCUCUUUUGGUGGCGGCGGCGGCCCGGGCCCGAGACCCGGCCCCGGCUCCCCUCUCCGCCACCCCGCGCGCCCCUAGUUCCCCCGGCGCCGCGGGGAACAUGCGGCUCCGCUCCCGGAGGCCGGCGAGUGAGUGACCCCCGUCCCCCGCCUCAGCCCGCCCGCCCGCUGGCCCGGCCGCUCCCCCCCGCCUCGCCCAGGCAAUGACAGCGGCUCCGGCGUCUCCGCAGCAGAUCAGGGACCGGCUGCUGCAGGCCAUCGACCCCCAGAGUAACAUCCGGAACAUGGUGGCGGUACUGGAAGUCAUCUCCAGCCUGGAGAAAUACCCCAUUACCAAAGAGGCACUGGAGGAAACAAGACUUGGGAAGCUCAUCAAUGACGUCCGCAAGAAGACCAAGAACGAGGAGCUCGCCAAGCGGGCCAAGAAGCUGCUGCGGAGCUGGCAGAAGCUCAUCGAGCCCGUGCACCAGAAUGAGGCAGCGCUGCGGGGGCUGGCUGGGGCGGCCGGCUCGGCCAACGGGGGUGUUCACAACUGCCGGCCAGAGGCAGGAGUGGCUGGUACACCCAAGACCAUCCAUGACCUGAAGAACCGCAACGACAUCCAGAGGCUGCCCGGGCAGCGGCUGGACAGGCUGGGCAGCCGUAAGCGCCGGGGGGAUCAGCGCGACCUCGGCCACCCCGGGCCACCUCCCAAGGUCUCCAAAACUAGCCACGACCCCUUGGUCCCCAACUCAUCCCCCCUCCCCACCAAUGGUAUUGGCGGAAGCCCAGAGAGCUUUCCUAGCCCCCUGGAUGGCAGUGGACAUGCCAGCCCUGAGGGCAGCCGCCUGGAGCGAGGUGAGAACGAAAGGCACAGCGGCAAGAUCCCUGUCAACGCCGUGCGGCCGCACACCAGCUCCCCCAGUCUGGGCAAGCCACCUGGGCCCUGCUUGCAGGGGAAGGCUUCAGUGCUGCAGCAGCUAGACAGGGUAGAUGAAACUCCGGGCCCCCCCCACCCCAAGGGGCCCCCUCGCUGCUCUUACAGUCCCCGGAACUCACGUCAUGAGGGCUCCUUUGCCCGGCAGCAGAGCCCAUACGCAUCCAAGGGCUUUGUGCCCAGCACCUCGCCUCGGCCCCAGGCACUCGAUGCUACACAGGUGCCGUCACCGCUUCUGCUGACACAGCCGUCCACACCCCCUGUGCGGCGGCUAGAGCUGCUGCCGAGCGCGGAGAGCCCAGUGCGCUGGCUGGAGCAGCCCGAGGGCCACCAGCAGCUGGCGGGGCUGGGCUGCAAGGUGGGGCUGCCCCCAACAGAGCCUCUCCUGCCCCGGGCAGGGUUCUCCCCAGACUCCUCCAAGGCGGACAGUGACGCUGCCUCCUCGGGUGGCUCGGACAGUAAAAAGAAGAAGAGGUACCGGCCUCGCGACUACACAGUUAACUUGGAUGGGCAGUUGGCCGAGGCAGGUGUCAAGCCUGUCCGGUUAAAAGAGCGGAAGCUCACCUUUGACCCCAUGACAAGACAGAUCAAACCUCUGACCCAGAAAGAGCCAGUGCGGGCAGACAGCCCUGUGCACACAGAGCAGCUGCCCAGGACAGAGCUGGACAAGCAGGAGGCCAAGGCCAGCCUCCAGAGCCCCUUUGAACAGACGAACUGGAAGGAGCUGUCACGCAACGAGAUCAUCCAGUCCUACCUGAGCCGGCAGAGCAGCCUGCUCUCGUCAUCGGGCGCACAGACCCCGGGAGCUCACCACUUCAUGUCUGAGUACCUGAAGCAGGAAGAGAGCACCCGGCGCGGGGCCAGGAAGCUGCACGUGCUGGUGCCUCAUGGCCUGCCCACGGAUCUCCCAGGGGUGACCCGGGAGGUCACACAGGACGAUCUCCACAGAAUCCAGGCCUGUCAGUGGCCAGGGGUGAAUGGGUGUCAGGACACACAGGGUAACUGGUAUGACUGGACGCAGUGCAUAUCGCUCGACCCGCACGGCGACGACGGGCGGUUGAAUAUUCUGCCUUAUGUCUGCUUGGACUGACCGGCUCGUUGGCCACAAAGUGCAUUCCCACCUUGCAGUAGCCGGGGCAGGUGGGUGGCCAGGACCUAGCUGCCCCCCUGUAGCUGGGAACUCGGGGUGUCCGGCCCGGGCGGGAGGGAGGGGGCGGGAGUCACGUGGUCUCCAUGCUCUUCCCUCAAAACUCUCCUUCUUUUGUGAAAUGCUGCUACCAGUUUACUAACAAAAUUGCAAAGGAAGGACCGCGCGGAAGGAAGGAAGGACGGCAAAGUGAGUUCAGAACUCUAUAGCAGACCAGCUAUAAAAAGCGUUAGUCCCCCACCCCGGAAGAGGUGCAGAUACUUCCAGCACCUGAACGCUGGGACCUCAGUUGCAGGCAGGCACAGAAAACCUGUGGGAGAGGUUACCUUUAACAUAGCAACAGAAGCACGCAUCUCAUCUCUUUACGUUUUCUGUUCUUUAAUUUGGCCCUCAAAGUGUGGGAGACAGUGGGCUACACCAUGGCCCUCUGUUCGCUCCCCACCCAGCCACUGUCAGGCCAGUGUUUUCCAUCAUGUGCUGGAAGCUUCUGGGCUGCGGCGAGCCACUGGCAUCAGGCGGGCAGGCCCAUUGGCCAGCCAGUUUGACCCACACUCCACGGGCAUCCAGCCAUUUGUAUCUGGUUUCAGUUAAAACCCAGUUUUUAAGGAAAUGCUGCAAAAAUUUAAGUUUUCUCAAGUUUGUUUUUCUCCCCCUCUUCCAUCUGACCACCAGCCAAAAAAACCUUUCCUUUCUUCCUCUUUUUCUCUUUUCCCUUCCUGCACACAUCUAGAAAAUUUCACCUUUCUAGAGUCCUCCCCCCCAGAACAAUACAAAAGUUAUCGCAGGUGCUACUGGUGUGUAAGCUGUACUGUUGGGUGAGAGGGAAGACCUGUCUGUACGCUGGAAACACUCAUAACCAUUCCUUUAGAUUCGUUUGCCUUAUGGUUAUUUGUCAUAAACGCGAUUUGCAAAAACAAGGAGCCUUAGUGAAUGUACAGUACCUAGACUUCUGUGUUCUCAGGACACAGAAGGGAGCAACUUUGCUAUUUGGUCCAGUAAGUGGACACCUUGUGAUAUAAAUGUGGAAAUAAAAAAACCGUUUGCACAAACCAGUCUGAGAAUUGUUUCUCAUUUGGGUCUUCACAGCCAAAUCUGCCCUUUCCUGGAUUCUGGAUUAGUCAGGAAAUCCUGGACCCCACAGCCAGACUGCAGGGACAUAGGGCGGGCAGG
Molecule: messenger RNA, 3293 nt
Organism: Lemur catta (Ring-tailed lemur)
Lineage: Eukaryota; Metazoa; Chordata; Mammalia; Primates; Lemuridae
Gene: MED26
Product: mediator complex subunit 26
Exons: 3
Coding region: 264-2066 (600 amino acids)
Biological process (GO): positive regulation of gene expression; regulation of transcription by RNA polymerase II
Cellular component (GO): mediator complex; nucleus; core mediator complex
Molecular function (GO): transcription coregulator activity
Source: RefSeq, a predicted model, not a curated record